Molecule: messenger RNA, 2580 nt
Organism: Cornus florida
Lineage: Eukaryota; Viridiplantae; Streptophyta; Magnoliopsida; Cornales; Cornaceae
Product: KH domain-containing protein HEN4-like
Exons: 9
Coding region: 132-2237 (701 amino acids)
Biological process (GO): regulation of gene expression
Cellular component (GO): cytoplasm; nucleus
Molecular function (GO): mRNA binding
Source: RefSeq, a predicted model, not a curated record
AGUUCCCUCUCUUUUGCGAGACGAACUGAAGGAAGGCAAGGCUCAAUCGAGAUCGAGAGCAAUCACAAUAGUCUGUGACCUAGUGAAACCGAAUAGCUGUUUUGUUCAGGUUUGCUAUAGUUUCUGUGAAGAUGUCAGUUCAGUUAACUCCUUCCAAGAGACCACAUGAUCGUAGCGUUAAAGAGCCAAAUGGUAAAAGGAAGUGGCAAAAAUCAGCAGGUUCUAUUUCACAGAAUGUACCAUUGAAAAUCUCUCCUGGCAGCGCGGCUUUCCGUGUGCUCUGCCCUGCUUCCAAGAUUGGUGGUGUUAUUGGAAAAGGUGGCCGCAUCAUAUCACAAAUACGUCGAGAAACUGGUGCAAAGGUCAAAGUUGAGGAAAAUGUCCGCGGAAGUGAUGAGAGAGUAAUCGUUAUUAUGGGUUCUGACAAAGAGAAUGAAGUUGACAGUGAGCGGAGCAAUGAGGAUGCUGAAGAGACUAAUACAGCUGAAGAGGUUGAUGAUGCAAAAGAACGUGGUGAGGAUGAUGAAGAUAAGCAAUCUGUUCCUGUAGAAAAUUUGCGAUCUGAUAAAGGAACUUCAUCUGUUGAGAAGGCUCUCUUUCUUGUUUUUGAAAGAAUAGUUGAAGGAGAAUUAGAGACGGACGGAGGGGAUAAAGAAAGUGAUAGGUCUUCAACAUUUGUUUUGAGGUUACUUGUGCUCUCUAGUCAAGUGGGCUGCCUUCUAGGAAAAGGUGGCAGCGUAAUCAAGCAAAUGUCAUCUGAAAGUGGGGCACAGAUUCGGAUUCUUCCCAGGGACAAACUACCUUCAUGUGCAUCUCCUGCUGAUGAACUGGUUCAGGUUACUGGUGCACCAGAUGCAGUUCGGAAAGCGCUUCAAUCUGUUUCUCAACAACUUCUAGAGAAUCCACCUCGCGACAAUGACACGUUUUCUGGCAAUCCUAGUGGUCCAUCCUCUCAUUCCCAUGGCAAUCCUCUUUCUAGGUCAGAAGUACACCCACCACCAAAUUAUCCUUUCCCUGCUCAAGGAGCACCUUAUGGUACUGGGCCCCGUAAUGGUGCUGAUUACCAUUUAACUACCCCGCCACUGAUAUCUAAAUUUCAUGAAAGUGGCAUUCCCGGCCGUGUAAAUUUAUCUCCAGAUAUCCUAACCUUUCGGUUAGUGUGUCAUGAUGAGGUGGUCGGUGGUGUAAUUGGAAAGGGCGGAACCAUAGUUAAAUCACUUCAGCAUGAGACUGGCUGUGAGAUCAAAGUUCUGGAUGGUGUAUCUGAUUCAGAGGACCGCAUUAUUGUCAUAUCUGGUCCAGUGCACCCGGAUGAUGGGGUAUCUGCCCCACAAGAUGCAGUUCUUCGUGUGCAGUCCAGGAUAUUUAGGGCUUCAUCUGAUAGCAAGGAGAAACCUAUAGCAAAAAUUCUUGUCUCCUCCAAUCAAAUUGGUUGCCUUCUUGGCAAGGGAGGUAGUGUUAUAGCCGAGAUGAGGAAGUCAACUGGGGCUCAUAUUCGUAUAUUGGGGAAGGAUCAGCUCCCUAAGGGUGCUUCAGAAAACGAAGAACUAGUUCAGAUAAAUGGGGAAUUUGAAACAGUUCAAGAGGCUCUUAUGCAGAUAACAACUAGGUUGCGGAAUCAUUUCUUCCGUGAUGCAUUUCCUUCUAUCAAUUUUCCUUCAAACCCUGCCUUUCCAGAUCAAGUAUCUUCAUUUCCUUCAUACAUGGGAAGAAGGGAAUUUUCACCUCCAGGAAUGUUUUCCAAUCGAGGCCUAUCAUUUCACAAGUUUGACGCUGUUGGUGGCCUGCCUCCACAUGGUGCUUUCCACCUACACGAUGAGCGCCCUUUUAUGCACAAUAUUCAUGGACCAGGCUUCCCCCCUCAUAUAUCUGAAAGAACAUCUUCAGCUCCGUGGGGUCCUCAGGGGCUAAUUGAAGGUGGUGGUCCAAUAGGCUUGCCGGACUAUGCAGGAGCUCCCCAACGAAGAAUUGGACUUGGAGGGGUAAGUCAUCAGGCUAUUAUCACAAACACCACUGUGGAAGUUGUCGUUCCUCGUUCUCUUGUUCCUGCAAUUUAUGGAGAGGAUGGUGGAUGCCUGCAGCAAAUUCGUGAGAUUUCCGAUGCAAAAAUUACCAUUACUGAUCCCAACCCUGGAGCAACAGAAACUGCAAUUAUAAUAUCCGGGACACCCGAGCAAACUCAUGCUGCACAGUCUCUUAUUCAAGCGUUCGUAAUUAGUGAGAGAGAGGGCGCUUGAUAAAUUUUUGUGAGCUGAAGAUUGCGAUGAUGGAGAAAUGAAGGACUUCAGCUGAAGAUCGUGGUGUCCAGAAACCCGUACUUGUUGUUUUGCAGUUUAAAUGAGUACCAGGUAAUUGAUAUUUAGUAGGGACAGGCUCAAGUUGCAGAGUAAUCUGAGCAUUCAUGGGAAGCAUUGUUAUCUGUUGUAUUUGAUGAGUUAUCUGAGCAAUCAAAUUGUACCUUUGGUGGUCAUGAAAUUCUAAAAAACGAAUGCUUUUGACUUGUAUAUUUUGACUGGGUGAAGAAUUCUUAUUGAGUGGGAAGGGAAAUUGCAUUCAAUGGGAAGGGAAAUUGCAUUUUCA